AUGUCCACGAGGGUUAAAUUAAAUGUCGGUGGGCAGCUCUUUGAGACGACUUUACGAACACUGGAACCAUCCAAGAAGCUAACGGAACUGGUCAAGGAAGCGCACUGCUCUUACCAUGCAUUUGCUGAAGAGAAGCAGAACGACCCUAUUUUUGUGGACAGGGAUCCCGAACCGUUCCUCGCUAUACUGAAGUAUCUCCGUGAUGGAAAAAUCAGCCUCACCCAAAACGUUUUGAAUAUCGAGCGAAUCAGAGAUGAAGCUGAGUACUAUGGGAUCGAGUCGUUAGUUGAAAAGCUGAACUAUGAAGAAUCCCAUCGUGGGCCGUUCUUCGCUGGAGAGAUUGUUGUGUGGAGGGACCCAAAUAUUCGCCGUCUCUGCGCAGAUAUAGGAAUUCAUUUCGACGGUUCUACGGAGAAGUUGCCGUUGUGCUUGAAUGCGUUCCGAGAAAUUGAUGGUAUGGAAGAACACGGCUGUCCAUGGUGUCACGUGACUAGGAAAGUGGAGCAGAAUAAUUGUAUUUUUGAUUACCCUUAUCAUCAGACUCAUUGUGAUGGAACAAUUAUUAAGGUAUUUUGUGCGGAAAAGUGUAACUUUACGUGGUUGUCGAAGCGAGUACAAUAA
Cooperia oncophora is the source of this 621-nucleotide messenger RNA. The record is from the annotation of a GenBank genome assembly. Lineage: Eukaryota; Metazoa; Nematoda; Chromadorea; Rhabditida; Trichostrongylidae.